This is a messenger RNA of Elgaria multicarinata webbii, 2979 nucleotides long. Its product is annotated as integrin alpha-X-like. Gene Ontology annotation, cellular component: external side of plasma membrane; integrin complex. Gene Ontology annotation, biological process: cell-matrix adhesion; cell-cell adhesion; integrin-mediated signaling pathway. The record is from RefSeq and is a predicted model, not a curated record. The transcript is spliced from 23 exons. The coding region runs from base 396 to 2678 and encodes 760 amino acids. Lineage: Eukaryota; Metazoa; Chordata; Lepidosauria; Squamata; Anguidae. Gene Ontology annotation, molecular function: integrin binding.
GCGAAUCUAAUGACAAGCGCGUCACCUUUGAACAAGCCAAGCAGGCUGCGGAUGGAAAAGACAUCAUCCGCUAUGCCAUUGGGGUUGGUAACCACUUCAGCAAUGUGCAAGAUGAGUUGCGCAAAAUUGCCUCCUCAGCUGAAAAUAUUUUCCCAGUGGGAAGCUUUGCUGGACUUAAUAAUCUUCAGAAGCAGCUGAAGGAGAAGAUCUUUGCUAUCGAAGGGACGUCUGGAGCAUCACCUGGCAGUUCAUUUACGCAAGAGCUUUCUCAAGGCGGAUUCAGCACCCUCCUCACCCCAGAACAUGUGGUCUCUGGAACCGUGGGUGCUUACGGCUGGUCUGGAGGUCUGGAGGAAGAGUCCUUUGGAGACCAGCCCCAUAUCAAUUUCCUGAACAUGUCCCAGGCUAGCUACAAGGAUUCCUAUCUGGGCUACGCAGUGGUUCUGGCUCGCCGUAGCCGGCAGACGUUCUACGUGGCUGGAGCUCCGCGCUACCAGCACGUUGGGCGGGUCGUGAUCUUUGAAAGCCGGAACAAGAAGUUAAUGGGAUAUGUUUCGGGGAGGCAGGUGGGUUCUUAUUACGGCUCAGUGCUCUCCAACAUGGACCUAAAUGCAGAUGGAAAUACUGACCUCAUCCUAAUUGGGGCUCCUUUUUACUACAACAGAACACAAGGUGGGCUUGUUGAAGUCUGCUCCAUCAGCGACAUGGGCAGGCUUGUUCGCCUCCAAGCACUUGGUGGAGUUCCCGGCAACGGACUCGGCCGUUUUGGGGCCGCCAUCGCCUCUUUAGGGGACGUGAGCGGGGACGGCCUUGCGGAUGUGGCCAUUGGAGCCCCCAUGGAGGAUGAGGAUCGCGGGGCUGUUUACAUCUUCCUGGGGGAAAAGGACAGGCUGAAGGAACUGCACAGCCAGCGGAUUGCUGCCACCUCUCUUUCUCCCACGCUCCAUUUUUUUGGACAGUCCAUCCAAGGAAGGCUGGAUCUGAGUGGGGAUGAACUGACCGACCUUGCCGUUGGGGCGCUAGGAAGCGCAGUGCUGCUUCGAUCCCGGCCUGUUUUCACGGUCAUCUCUUCGCUGAGUUUCUCACCUCCCUUGAUCCCACUGGAUGACCCUAAGUGUGGAAGUGGGAAUGUUUCUGGAGCCAGUUCCCGUGGCAACCUCACUCUCUGCUUCACCCUGGAACUCAUCAGCACAAAAUGGAGUCACGGUGCCCUGAGAGCCACGAUCUCCUUUAAUCUCCAGUCUGAUGCUGCCCAGCCUCUGCCGCGCCUUACACUAGACAGCGAAGCACGCAACAUGUCAAAAACCAUCCAGGUUGGGAUUAUGCCGAUCUGUGUCAACAAGACUCUCCAGGCUCAGCCUUGCCUGGCUGACACUGUCACUCCCAUGGAGCUGCGGGCAGAUUUCUCCGUUCGGGAAGAACCAGACAUUUCUUCCAGGAAUCUACGGCCCAUCCUUGACCCUGAGACUAAUAUGUCCACCAUGAUCCAGGUUCCCUUCGAGCAAGACUGUGGCCCUGACGACAUUUGUGUGUCUGAUCUUCGGGUCUCCUUCAACUUUUCAGGGUCGAAAGGUCUUCCGUUGAGUCCCAAUUUCAUACUGAAUGUAACGGUGAAACUAGAAAAUGCGGGAGAGACGGCCUAUGAGCCGAGACUCUCCUUCUACUACUCCCCGGUUUUGUCCUACCAGGGGGCUUCAGUUCUUCGGUCAAAUUGGCGCCUGUCCCCCGCUUGUGAAAUGCACGGAUCCCAAGGCAACGCGUCUGUCCGGCACAGCUUCUGCCGCUUCAGCCCUCCGGCCCUCAAGCGAGGCGUUCAGGCCUUCCUCCAGUUUUCCUUCCGCUCCUCCAAAGGCAGCUCCUGGCCUGACAAGUUUGUUUACUUCACUGUCCAAGCGCACAGUCGGAACGAGAACGACACACUGAGCGACAACGAGGCCACGGACCGGCUGCCAGUGCUUUACCCGGUCAACGUUAUCGUCAAGGGGCUUGAGUCCACAACAUACCUCAAUUUCUCUACAAAUGACCCAGAGAAGAAGAUUCUUACGCACGCUUAUGAGGUCCAAAAUGUGGAUGCAAACCCCACUCCAGUCAAUGUGACCUUUGAACUCCCCUUAGAGACUGAACUGGGGUUCUUCUGGAAUGUCACCCCAGUCCACAGAGAUGUGAUGAACCAGUUCUCAUGUACGUCACCGCUCACCCUCAAGGCAGGAAUCAAGGCAAAGGACCUUGAAGGACCAACUACGCGCGGAUGCCUGGGGGCCUCUGUCUGCACCAAGGUUCAGUGCCUGAUCACCAGUCUCUCGCAGGGACAGAAGGUCACGUUCAAUUUUUCUGGGGAAUUUUACAGACAGGACAACUCUGUCAAGCUGGAAUCCAAGAAAGUCCAUCUUCGCAGCGAGGCAUCUGUGGUGGUGGAUGAGACCAAGUUUUUCCAGGAUCAGCCAAAGGAAUUCCACUUCCGCCAGAUCAGCACUGAACUCGAGCUCAUUUCGCCAUUCGACCCUGUCCCCAUCAUUGCUGGCAGCACCGUCGGGGGCAUCUUGCUCUUAGCCAUCUUGGUUGGAGUUCUCUAUAAGGUUGGAUUCUUUAAACGCAACCGCGUGCCCCAUCCGGAUGAAAGCGCUGCAGGACAAGCGGCCCCCAGUGAACAAGCCACGCCAGCAACUUGCAGCUCCUAAGUCAUGGGGCAGUGAGGCUGGGGUUUCCCUAGCAGCCACGAUGCCUUUGUUUUCUCGGAAUAGGAACGGGGCAAAUAGAUUCCGGGGGAUUACAGCCGAGGCUCUUAACGUGCAACCGCCAUGCCUCAUUCAUGGAAUUUUAUAGGAGGGUCCAGGUGAUGUCCUCACCAUUUCUUUCCACGUUUUUCUUGCCGUGGAAAAGUCAAGAAAGAAAAGAUGGAGUAGCUGCGCCCGCGUGCCUUUUGAUAGUUAGCACUCUGAGCCCUCCGUCUGGAAGCAUACACGGGCGAAACAGACUGGG